CGCGCCUGCGUACGACAGUCGCCGCACGUAAUAAGUCGAUGUUGUAGAAGAUCGUUGUACGAGUUUUUCAGCAAAAUUAUCAUAUCGGUGCUGCCGUAUGAACCCUUAAGAGGCACCACGAGGCAGUAAUAGAGAUGGCUUGCAAAAGAACAGCUGGCAAUGAUCUAAAUCAUGAGAACUGGAACAACAAAGAGCCUACCGAAGAUGCGGGUACCUUUAGAAAAGCAUCCAAAGAAGUAUUAGAAAACAGAGUCGUCAAAGCGGCUCGGCGAAGGUUACCCCUGAACAGCGACGGCACGAAAAAAAAUGCAUUUGGAACGUUUACAGGUUUUAAAACCGCUACUUCAAAUUCGUCGCCGUUUAGUUUUUUAACUAAUGCGAAAAAAGAUGAAGAUAACGAGUCUGCUGUAAAGAUGAUUUUAAAUAAGAAUGUAACGAUCAAUGGUUCGUCCGAUUCGGUAGAGAAAAAGACAGAUUUACGGUCAAAAGAGGGUUCACCCGUAAAACAAGAUCGAGUCACUCCCGAAUCCGUAGAAGAUAAUACAAGAAUUUUUAAAACAUCCUCCACUUAUUACGCAAAAUUGAAAGGAUUAAAUGUUAGCGUAGCUCAAUGGAUUAAAAGUCAUGUCGAUUCGAACCCUUUUUGUAUUCUGACUCCCAUCUUUAAGGAUUAUGAAAAAUAUUUAGAUGAAAUAGAAGCUGAACGUGGACACAGCGAAGAAGAAGAAAAUGUUAAAGAAAGUAUAAGACAAUCUAGCGAUGAAAACAAUGUAAAAGAAACAUCUGAAAGUAAGGAAACAAAGUCUGAAAAUCCUGUCUUUAAAAAUACGGGUACGGAAUCAUCUUCGGUAUCCUCACAAUGGAAGGUAGAGACAUCUAUAUUUGGCAGUGCGAAUAAUAAAUCAAUUUUUGGUAAUACCGGUGAUGGAAAAGGUAUAUUCGGCAAUUUGAACCCUCAAAAUAAUCCAUUUUUAAGCAAACCUUCUAACAGUUCGGAAGAUCAGCCAGAAACUGAUUCACAAAAAUCUGAAGAAAAAUCGCAACAAAGUAAUAUAUCUCAAAAUAGCAAAGUCGGAUCAAUUUUUAGUUUCGGUCAAAGCUCGGCUGCAAGUACAGCGUCCGCUGGAUUCAGCUUUGGAAGUUCCAUACCUUUUUCAUUCGGAUCUCAAGUAAUUCAGCCUUUACAUUCUGAAGAAGUAAAAGAAAGCGAAGACAAGGAGGAAGAUGAAGAGCCCCCUAAACCGGAAUUCAAGCGAGUCACGGAAGAAGGUGCAAUUUAUGAACAACGGUGUAAGGUGUUUGUGAAAAAAGAUAGUAGCUAUAGCGACAAGGGUGUAGGAACGUUAUUUUUAAAGCCCACACCUAAGGGUAAGACACAACUAAUAGUACGCGCUAAUGAUUCGCUCGGAAAUUUAUUGAUCAAUACUCUCUUGACUGAAAAUAUUCCGACGAAGCGUAUGACCCGGAAUUCCGUGAUGAUGGUUUGUUUACCAUUACCUGACGCUCAGCCUCCUCCUACUCUAGUUUUAUUAAGAGUUAAAACCACAGAAGAUGCGGAUGCUCUGCUGGAAAUACUGGAAAAGCAUAAAAAAUAAAUAUACGAAAGAUAUCAAUUACUUCAGAUACAUAAAGAAUGCAACAAACAGAUUAAAUAUCUUACAAGAACAUUCUAUUAGCAAAUAAAUGAAGAACAAAGUUGGGUAGAUGAACUGUUCAUAAGAGAGGCACGAGAGGCAAAAAUCAUAUUUUGAAUCACUGAUUUCAUAUCAAUGUUGCAACUUGAAAAAUUUCUUUUAUUACAUGGUUUUUGAUUAUUUAGACAAAUCUAUUUUUUAUUUUUUAUUUUUCAAACGAUCUAGUAUUGACAAAGUUGGUUUAAAAUUUCGAUUAAUAUUAAUUUCUAUUUACAAUUAAAUUUCCAUGAAACGGAUUAAAUGCAGAUGAAAUCAUAAUUUUUCCCUUCGAUAAAUUUAUUUAACUUUAUACUAUGUAGAAGUAAUACUUUACGAUAACUUUGUUAAAACGUACAUGUAUAGGAACGUAUAUUCAGUGCAAUUUCUAUCACACUGCAAAGAAAAUACUCGAUUGUGAAGUUUAUUUUAAGAAAUUAUUUGCCUUGAAAAUUUUCGUUCUCAGUGUCUUAUCGGACAUCUAAACUUCCUUACUUUUAUUUCAUAUAAAAUCAUGAAAUUUAAAUUUUAUCAAACUAUUCGCUUAACGUUUUUUACUUACGAUGGAAGCACAUGUGUCCACGCGCGAGUGCCUGUGCAUUGUAGAUGUAUGGAAAAUACAUUUCCUCUUAUACUUGGUAUUAAUGGACGUAAUCAAUAAUAAAAUGUCAAGACUACCUUAGAUAAUCUGCAUAUAAAUAAAAAUGUCUACAAGAAAUUACUCUCAG
Messenger RNA from Orussus abietinus, 2398 nucleotides. It is a transcript of the gene Nup50, whose product is annotated as nuclear pore complex protein Nup50. Bases 135 to 1595 code for a protein of 486 amino acids. Gene Ontology annotation, cellular component: nuclear pore. Gene Ontology annotation, biological process: protein import into nucleus. The record is from RefSeq and is a predicted model, not a curated record. The transcript has 5 exons. Lineage: Eukaryota; Metazoa; Arthropoda; Insecta; Hymenoptera; Orussidae.